Messenger RNA from Dermacentor albipictus, 1948 nucleotides. RefSeq lists its product as uncharacterized. Gene Ontology annotation, molecular function: thioredoxin peroxidase activity. Gene Ontology annotation, biological process: cell redox homeostasis; cellular response to stress; hydrogen peroxide catabolic process. Gene Ontology annotation, cellular component: mitochondrion; cytosol. The record is from RefSeq and is a predicted model, not a curated record. Lineage: Eukaryota; Metazoa; Arthropoda; Arachnida; Ixodida; Ixodidae.
AGCCACGUUGGGCCGUGAAAUUGGGCCGUGUGUAGGCGCCAUUUUGUUUUACUUGUUACCGUCUUUCCGGGCGUUGUGUGCCCUAGGGAGUUAUGAAAUCGCUAGCUCAUUAUAAUCGUAUAUAAUUUUUUGCGUGUGGGCGGGUGUGUCAGGUAUGCCUUGUGAUGUCACGGAGAGCCGCAAAAACUGCCACUAAUCGUAGCCAAUGGAGGAACAAGUGACUGCACUCUCGCCGCUGCACAGCAACCAAGUUGCUGAAGUCACGGCCGAGACAAGGACCGCCAAGCGCAAGUCAGGUGAAGCCUCUAACGCAUCCCCGGGCAUCAAGUGGUACAAGCAGAAGUUUAGAGACUCCUGGCUGCAGGACGAGCGCUUCAAAAACUGGCUGGUUAGCGUGCCGCACGAUCCGUACCGUGCCAGGUGCAAAUUGUGCAACGCCGAUCUUAGAGCGGGCAAGAGCGAACUGGAGAAGCACGCGCGCACCAAGCACCACCGUGAUACUGUCAAGGCGGUUGAGGACGUGAAGGCCUUGCUGGGCUUCGCCAACCAAGCCGAAGCGCAGACGCUGCCGGAGAUAGUAAACGACAUGCAGUCAGCUGAUCAGUCUAACAAUUCGUUCCAGGUGCAGGAGGAAGAACUGUCGCGGCCCGUGACCGCGCUUGUGCCACGGAGGAGGAGAAUGUCAACCCCACCACCUACAGAGGCUCCAGCACCAGCCGUCCGGUGUCACCUGCCGCCUUUGGGCAUCUUGCCCCAAGUUCAGUGUCGCGCACCUGAUUUCAAAGGGAUAGCUGUGGUGGACAGCCAGAUCCGGGAAAUUCAACUGAGUGACUAUGAAGGAAAAUUCCUGUUGCUGUUCUUCUACCCUCAGGCCUUCUCUCUCGCUUGUCCCAGUGAGCUUGUUGAAUACAGUGAUCGUGCUGCUGAGUUUCGGACCCUUAACACAGAAAUCUUGGCAAUAUCCACCGACUCCUACUGCACACUCCUUGCCUGGACUAACACCCCUAGAAAGCUUGGUGGGCUUGGCAAGGUCAAUGUCCCUUUGAUGUCAGACUUCACGAAGAAGAUCUCAAAGGACUACAAUGUACUGCUCGAAGAUUCUGGAACUGCAUUGAGGGCAUCUUUUAUCAUUGACACCAAGGGCAUGAUUCGUCAGGUUACAAUCAAUGAUGUGAACUUGUACAGAUCAGUGGACGAGUCGCUUCGAUUAUUGAAGGCGCUGCAGUAUGUUGAAAAGCAUGGUGCAGCAAUCUGCGCUUCGUGGGAACCUGAACCUUCCAUGGCACGUGGGGGUGAGCGCACUAGGGCACGCAGCAGAGUGGAUAAGUGAGGCCUGUUGCCUGGGACCUUUGUGCACCAUCCAGGGUCAUCACUGGCCGCCUUGUGGCAAUGAUUGUUGUCUCCUUUUAUGUAAUGACAUAUUUUGUUUCUAUUUUCUCAUCUGUACAGUACUUCACCCGCACUGUAAAUAUUUGAAGACAAUUUAAGCUGCUGUUGUAGUGCUCUCUUAAUUGUGUCGCCUGAAGAGAGCGUUUUGGGGCAUGGGGGAUGUGCGACUUCUCUCAUCAGUACUGUUUUGCUUCUUGGGGUAGGUGCUUUUGUUGUCAGGCUGGAGAGCCUGUGAUGAAUUGCUGAGUGCUGUCCAUUGUCACUAAUUUGUGUCUUUAUGGUUAUUUUCCUUUUGUGUACAUUUUAAAUUAUUUUUAGAACAACCUUUCCUUUUUAGAAAGAAAAGACACGUGCAUGCAUUGUGUAGGAGCUUGUUUACUUUGGCAAUAUGGAUCUUGAUGUUUUGUUUGCACCCAACUCCGUCUAUUACAUGAAAUAGUGCCAACGAGAAAUUAGGUUGCCUUAAGUUUCUUUUAUUUUGUGUAUAUCUGCAGUACUGUCUCGGAAUAUGCACUUACAUGCCUGUUUCCUCAGCAAAAUAAAUGCGGUUGUUCUUGAA